AUGGACAAGCAUGGGAUGAACGUCGUGGACGGGGCCAGCGCCCUGCCAGCGCCUCUGCCAUAUUCGCAGAACACCGAGUCCUCGAGCAAAGGUGAACGUACAACACAAGCUGCGAACGAUGAACCUGAACAUCGCUCCAAGUGGAGGCUUUAUCCGGCGAUGACUGCCCUCUACCUGACUCUGUUUCUCGCGGCAUUGGACAUCACCAGUCUUGCGACCUCCAUUCCCACGAUCGCGGCCGAACUCAACUCGGCUGCAGGUUACUCAUGGAUCGGCGGUGCGUUCCUCAUUGCAGACGCUGCAACUGGUCCUAUCUGGGCCAAGAUGUCCGACAUCUUCGGAAGAAAACUCGUCAUUUCUUUGUCGUUAUUGUUCUUUGCGAUCGCUAGCAUCAUCGGCGCCCUGAGCAAUACAAUGAACAUGCUCAUAGCAGCGAGGGCGAUUCAAGGCGCUGGCGCCGGGGGAAUGGUCUCACUAGUCAAUAUCACCGUAAGCGACCUGUUCGGCCUCAGGGACGGAAGGGCUCUGAUAUUGGGCACGCUGGAAGCUGUGUGGGCUGUCGCUGGUGGAGCAGGACCUAUGAUCGGAGGAGCGAUAACCGAAAACAUUGGCUGGCGAUGGAACUUUUGGAUCAAUCUGCCCAUAGUAGCUAUCGCUCUCGCGCUGCUUGUCAUUUUCCUCGAUGUCCACAAUCCUAGGACGCCUUUCUGGACUGGGAUUGCAGCGGUCGACUGGUACGGCAUCUUCGCAUUGCUUGGUGCCAUCGUUCUUUUGCUUCUCGGGUUGAACUUUGGCGGCGUAACGUACGCGUGGGACAGCCCGGAAGUGAUCUGCCUCCUUGUCUUUGGCGGCUUGAUGAUCGGUGUUUUCAUUGCCAUCGAAUGGAAGCUGGCAAGAUACCCACUUAUGCCACUGCCCCUCUUCCACGACCGAUCGAACAACUCUGCCUACCUGGUCGCCUUCACUCACGGAAUGAGUUACAUCUCGGUGGAAUACUACCUGCCGCUCUACUUCCAGAGUGUUCGGCAAGCUUCGCCUACAAUGUCCGGUGUUCUUGUACUUCCGGUGACGUUGAGUGAAGGCGUGGUCGGGAUAAUUGUCGGCAUUCUGAUUCACAAGACUGGGCGAUAUCGCGAAAUCAUAUGGGUCGGAAAGCUGAUGUUGACCUUGGGCCUGGGUCUUUUCGUCCACCUGGGAGUGUCUUCGGGGAUCGCAGAGAUCAUAAUCUUCCAACUUAUCGCAGGUGUCGGAUCUGGUCUCCUCUUCGAACCGCCUUUGAUUGCUGUGCAGAACAACGUGCAACAAUCUGAUACUGCAACAGCUACUGCGACACUUGGUCUCAUCCGGAACCUUUCCACCUCGAUAUCCGUCAUCAUCGGCGGAGUGGUGUUCUCCAACAGCAUGAACAAUCGUGCGUCUUGGCUUACAGCUCAAGGUGUACCAGAGUCUACAGCGGCGGAUUAUGCUGGCGACAAUGCCUCGGCAAAUGUUGAGAUGAUUCCCGAUAUUGACAACGCGGCCGAUCGCGUAGCGGUGCAACAGGCUUUCGCAUGGGGGUUACGGAAUAUGUGGAUCACAUUCUUGGCUUUUACUGUGGCAGGUUUGGUAGCUGGGUUCUUCAUCAAGCACAAGAAAAUGGAUCAUGAGCAUACGAGAACCAGGACGGGUCUGGAGCAUAUGACCGACCGAAAGACCAAGAAGCAGCAGGACGCAGGCUCGCCCCGAAAUGACGAAGCGAAAGAGAAAGAAAUGGCUUGA
Cercospora beticola is the source of this 1758-nucleotide messenger RNA. RefSeq names its product MDR family MFS transporter. Gene Ontology annotation, cellular component: plasma membrane. Gene Ontology annotation, molecular function: transmembrane transporter activity. Lineage: Eukaryota; Fungi; Ascomycota; Dothideomycetes; Mycosphaerellales; Mycosphaerellaceae. The record is from RefSeq and is a predicted model, not a curated record. Gene Ontology annotation, biological process: transmembrane transport.